Ochotona princeps (American pika) is the source of this 1879-nucleotide messenger RNA. It is a transcript of the gene LIPG, whose product is annotated as lipase G, endothelial type. NCBI's taxonomy places the organism in Eukaryota, Metazoa, Chordata, Mammalia, Lagomorpha, Ochotonidae. Bases 30 to 1529 code for a protein of 499 amino acids. Gene Ontology annotation, biological process: lipid metabolic process. The record is from RefSeq and is a predicted model, not a curated record. The transcript is spliced from 10 exons. Gene Ontology annotation, molecular function: lipoprotein lipase activity; protein binding.
GUUUAGGGGAGGGGGCGUGACGGGCGAGGAUGAGACGCUGCAUUCCUCUGCUCUGUUUCUGGAGCGCCUAUUGUUGCUUGGCCGCGGGAAGCUCAGCGCCCCUUGGUGCCGAGGGACCGCAGGAAGAUGAGCUCCACACAACCACAGAGGGACGGGCCAUGGCCAAAGCCGCCGUGAGGUUUAAUCUCCGCACUUCCAGGGACCCAGAACAUGAAGGCUGCUACCUUUCUGUGGGCCACAGCCAGCCUUUAGAGGACUGCGGUUUCAACGUGACAGCCAAAACCUUCUUUAUCAUUCAUGGAUGGACGAUGAGUGGCAUGCUUGAAAACUGGCUGCACAAACUUGUGUCAGCCCUACAGACGAGAGAGAGGGACGCCAACGUGGUGGUGGUGAACUGGCUCCCCCUGGCGCACCAGUUGUACACAGAUGCAGUCAAUAACACCAGCAAGGUGGGCCACAGUGUGGCAAGGAUGCUUGACUGGCUGCAGGAGCAAGGCAACUUCUCCCUGGCGAACGUCCACCUUAUUGGCUACAGUCUUGGGGCACACGUGGCUGGGUUUGCUGGCAACUUUGUGAAAGGAACCGUGGGCAGAAUCACAGGUCUGGAUCCUGCUGGGCCCAUGUUUGAAGGUGUGGACAUCCACAAGCGACUCUCCCCAGAUGAUGCGGACUUCGUGGACGUCCUGCACACCUACACGCGUUCCUUCGGCCUCAGCAUCGGUAUUCAGAUGCCCGUGGGCCACAUUGACAUCUACCCCAACGGGGGCGACUUCCAACCGGGCUGUGGCCUCAAUGACAUCUUGGGGUCCGUUGCCUACGGACUCACGGAGCUGGUGAAGUGUGAGCAUGAGCGAGCCGUCCAUCUCUUUGUCGACUCCCUGGUGAAUCAGGAUAAGCCGAGCUUUGCCUUCCAGUGCAGUGACUCCAACCGCUUCAAAAAGGGGAUUUGUCUCAGCUGCAGGAAGAACCGUUGUAACAACAUUGGCUACAAUGCUAAGAAAAUGAGGAACAAGAGGAACAGUAAAAUGUACCUGAAGACCCGCGCAGGCAUGCCUUUCAGAGUUUACCAUUAUCAAAUGAAAAUCCACUUCUUCAGCUACAAGAACAUGGGAGAAAUUGACCCCAACUUUUAUGUCACCCUGUAUGGCACCAACGCUGAAUCCCAGAGUCUGCCUUUGGAGAUAGUAGAGAAAAUUGGGCUCAACGCCACCAACACCUUCCUGGUCUACACCGAGGAGGACUUGGGAGAGCUCUUGAAGAUCAAACUUACCUGGGAGGGGACGUCUCGGUCCUGGUACAACCUGUGGAGAGAGUUUCGCAGCUACCUGUCCGGAUCCCCCAGACCCGAGCAGGAGCUGAGUAUCAGGCGCAUCCGGGUUAAGUCUGGGGAAACACAGCGGAGACUGACGUUUUGUGCCGAGAACCCCGAGAGCUCCACCAUAUCCCCAGGCCAAGAGCUGUGGUUUCACAAGUGUCGGGAUGGCUGGAGAAUGAAAAAUGAAACCAGUCCAACUAUGCAGCUGCCCUGAGGGUGCUGGGGCAGCCUUGCCAGUAAGCACCCCAUUCCUGCUGGCCGCAUGCAAGGAGAAAAGUUACUGCUGAGGACCCACCUGAAGAAAGGACCUGCCUCUCGGCCUUGAACUCGGAGUGCCAGGAGCAACCUGCCGGCUCGGCCCACGCUUUCGUACCCCAUGACUGCUGCAACUUCCUGCCUGUGGGGACUGCUUUGCUAUAGACAUUGUGGUCGCUCUAGACCAGCUCUUAAUUCCAACCCUCCCUGCAUGCUGUGUGUAUGAAAGAGAGAGUGGCAUGAGGACAGAGGUCUCCUGUGUACUUUGUACAGGUUUCCCAGAAGCUGGGUGAGCUAGGCUUGGCCCGA